Messenger RNA from Erythranthe guttata (spotted monkey flower), 363 nucleotides. The record is from RefSeq and is a predicted model, not a curated record. Lineage: Eukaryota; Viridiplantae; Streptophyta; Magnoliopsida; Lamiales; Phrymaceae.
UUGAUUUUAUUGUUUUGUUUAGGUAAAGACUCAUUUGGAUAUGAAAUGGGGUGGUGGAAAGAGGAGCAUUUUAAUGCAUCCGAUGCGGAUGGAGACGGCCGUUUAAAUAUCACGGAGUUUAAUGAUUUUCUACAUCCAGCUGACACCAACAAUCCCAAGUUGCUUCUGUGGUUGUGCAAGGAAGAAAUACGGGAACGAGAUAGUGACAAAGAUGGUAAGAUCAACUUCAAAGAGUUUUUCCACGGGCUGUUUGACUUGGUCAGAAAUUACGACGAAGAGAGCCACAACUCUUCUACCCACGAGGCAGAUAACCCCGAAGAGGCCCCCGCUAAAUUUUAUUCGCCCACCUCGACAAAGAUGUGA